AUGCCCGCUGGGAGUGACAUGGGAGCCAUGGGGACUGGAUGGCUCAUCAAGCCGGAUCUUCUGGUCACUGCAGGACAUGUGGUGUACGAUCACUCCGGCAACGAUGGCAACGGCUAUGGCAAGCUGCGGAUCAUGCAAUGCUACAUUGGUUAUAAUGGCCGGGACUCCCUGACCACGGGCUUGAAGGACGGCUCAGUGCAAUCCAGAUUCGCAAAGAAAGUGGUCACCACGGGCGAGUGGGUGGAUAGCCGAGACAAUCGCCAUCGUGAUGUUGCCUUUAUUCAGCUGGCGACCCCAUUCAAAGGCAAUCUCCGUCUCUUCUCGUUUGUCUCCACUCCAAUGAAGAGCACAGAGAUGAUUGGCGUCGUCGGAUACCCCGGUGAUAUGCGAAUCAACGAUAGCGAUGGCGUCGACGAGCCGGGGGCUCAAAUGUAUGAGCUCUUCUCCGAAAUCAAGUACGACCGCAACGACAACGCGUUGAAGAUGCUGCAAUACAGAAUAUCCACUUUCGGAGGCCAGUCCGGCUCGCCUGUGAUCCGCAAGAAGGCGGGACAGGUAUCCAUUGGAGCUCACUGUUAUGGCGGAGCAGACACAAACUCGGCGAGUCCCAUUGGCCCCGACUUUGGCAACGACUAUAAUGCGUACCUGUCGGUGUUUAAUACUUCCUACCCAAGUGUCAAGGCUGUGGGCGGGAUCAAGUUUGUCAAGCCAACCUCUUCUUCCACUGGCUCGACUGUAACCGUCCCGGUUGCCUCGGACCCUAAGGCUGCGCCUGGAACUGAAGACUUUUUCGGUACCCCAGACAGCGAAGGCUUCUUCGAUAGUCUCAAAUCUGUGAUCAACGUGGUUUCCAAAGUGGGCCAAACAGUGCUGCCCCUGGCAUCCCCAUUGCUGGGUCCACUGGGCGGCCCGGUCUCUGCUAUCGCGGGCGCUGCUCUGGGCGCAGUCGCUAAUGCCACUGCUACCGAGUCGGCCUUUGUCGAUGUCCCCAAGGCUUCUCAGGGAGCCACCGAGCGAGCCGUUCUCGCCGAAGCAACUCUGCAGUCGGUCCUGAAGAUCAACGAUCCCGACCUGUCCGGCAAGAUUAUGAAAGACAUGCAGGCCACCUAUUCCCAGCUGUCACCCCAUGUCACCAACCUGGCGCCCAAGCUAGUCCCUCUGUUGAAGGACUCUGCUCUUCGUCUGGCCGUCAACCAGGACUAUCUGCGCAAGAAGCCGAUCUUGCUCAACCAGCGUCAAAACAUUGUGGAAGGUACCGAGUCGGCUAUUGCUCGCUCGCCAUUUGUGGAUGGUCUGUUGGCUCCUACCAAGGCGGUAGAUGGCGAAGAAGGCUUCUUCGGCGGGUUGGGAUCUUUCCUCAGCAAGGCCGUGUCGGUGGCCAAGCCUUUCGCAAUCACGGGUGCAAAGAUUGGAUUGCAGAUGCUGAAUAAUGCCCUGGCUCCAUCUGGCACCGAAAGCACCGAAUCUCUCUCGCCCGAUGACCAGGCAGAUCUGGACGCAGCCACUCUCGUCACGAAGCGAGCUGUCAUGGCCGAGGCGGCACUGCGCGCCGUGAUGAAACUCAACGCGGACGAUCUGGCGAAGGCCUCCUCCUCUUCGGGGGAUUCUGGCACCGGCGCCGAGGGUUUCUUUGACAGCAUCAAGGGGGCAGUGCAGAGCAUUGGUAGCGCCGUUGUGAAGGCUGCGCCCAAGGUAAUCAGCACUCUUGUUCCCAUUGCCGUCAACGUUCUGCAGAAGAAGCUGGCUGGCUCAUCCGAAUCCGCCCCAAUGAAUGGAUCAUCGAACGGUGUUUCCAAGAAGAAAUCCCUUUCCUUCGCGGAAAUUGAUGCAGCCGCACUCAACGGAUCCGGCGGGUUCGUUCAAAUCCCUGCGAAAGGCUUGAAGGUUAGUCCCGUGCCGCGGCCACUCCCCCUUGAAGAGAGAGAAUCCCGCCCCGUCUUGCGUAAACAAGAUCCCCUUGAAUUCAAGGCUCCGAAUAGGGACAGCCUUGUCUUUGAUAAGAUGCCCCAUCUUCAUCAGGACAACCAGUCCUAA
This is a messenger RNA of Penicillium canariense, 2034 nucleotides long. RefSeq names its product trypsin-like serine peptidase. Bases 1 to 2034 code for a protein of 677 amino acids. Lineage: Eukaryota; Fungi; Ascomycota; Eurotiomycetes; Eurotiales; Aspergillaceae. The record is from RefSeq and is a predicted model, not a curated record. Gene Ontology annotation, biological process: proteolysis. The transcript is spliced from 2 exons. Gene Ontology annotation, molecular function: serine-type peptidase activity.